This is a messenger RNA of Pieris napi, 3226 nucleotides long. RefSeq lists its product as uncharacterized. The transcript is spliced from 4 exons. The record is from RefSeq and is a predicted model, not a curated record. NCBI's taxonomy places the organism in Eukaryota, Metazoa, Arthropoda, Insecta, Lepidoptera, Pieridae. The coding region runs from base 231 to 1232 and encodes 333 amino acids.
GUCUUUGGAUUACGUCCUAGUGUAACCUAUCCCCAACCUAUUGACCAUACUGGUCUGUAAAAUUAAAAUUUGACAUUUGACAGAUCCAUCAUGUCGGCAGUUCGUUUACGAGUGUUUAUAUUUUGUGAUUGCUUUCGAAACGACUGAUUUAACUUGAACACAAUUAUUUUUUCAAAAUAUUUAUUUUUAGAUAUGUUUUCUUGUUAUUAGAAAAUAGGUAUACAGUUAAAAUGCCUUAUUACUGCACAGUGCCGCGAUGCACAUCUAUGGCUGGAAAAGCAAAAAAUGUUUCAUUUCAUCAGUUUCCUAGAGAUGAAGAAUUAGCCAAAUUAUGGAAUCGAGUACUGAAAAGAGGCAAGCCAUAUACGAAAUACUCAAAAGUAUGCAGUUUGCAUUUUAAACCCGAAGAUUAUACAAUAACUAGUGCACAGAAAAAUCGAGGUCAAUGGAGGACAUUACGAAAAGAUGCAAUACCAUCUCGGAACUUACCAUCUGAGUCACCUGCUGAAGAUUGGCAUAGAAAGAACACCAGUACUUUUCAGUUGCCAACAACACUUGAUACAAGUGUACAACACCAAAUGGCGCAAGCAAUCUAUGUUCAAACAAUGCUAGCUAUGCAAGCAGCUGGUAUAAAUGAAACAAACAAUGUGUUUACCCAUGUUUCAGAACAGUCAUCAUCAUCAAAUUCUGACACUCAAAAUGAAGAUGAUAAUCAAACAACAAUUCACCAAGAGAUAAAAAACACAAUCCCACCAGAAAAAGUUACUUAUGAAUGCAAUCAAUGUUCCAAAUGUUUCAAAGACCCUGAUGUCUUUAUUCUUCAUCAAAGAAAUCAUGUCAAAACAGAAAAUAAUGCAGAGAUGCUGAGAGCAAACCCCAUAUUGGCGAAUUUGCUCAAAACAGACUCUGAAAAUAAUAAAAAUGUUAUUAGUAUAGAAAAUCAAAUUAUGUCAGCACUAACAGAAAAUAUGGCAAAUUAUUUGCAUAACUUGUCAACUAUUAUGACAAACACUGCUUUAGACAAUAGUAUGCAUAGUAUAGUUAAAAGACAAUAUGGAACCGACCUAAUUGAGGCUGAUAGUUCCAAUAGCACCAAUAGUGAAGAUCUAAUUAAAGAUACAGUAUCUGAAACUCUGUAUUGUGAAGAAGGCAGUGAUGAAAAUAAUUCUAAAUUUAUUGAUGAAUCAGAUGGACAUGAUGUUAUACAAGAAACGGGCAGCGGGGCACUGUGAUAUAAAGCAAGACUUGAAAUAGUAUUAAGUAGUAUUUGUAAGUUUUUUCCUUUUUUAUACUUAUUCAUUGAUUCAACAGUAUAGAGUUUGAUUAAUUUUUAUUAACUGGAUUUGCAACAUUAUACAAUAUAAAACUAUUACAAAAAUUGUUUUAUAAGAUAUUAAAGCAAAUGUAAAAAUGCAUUUUCUACAGAUGUUUUCUAAAUUUCUGUUGGUGCUCAAACACAUUGUUGAUAUCAUUUAGUAAACUACCAAUCUCCUAAUAAUCUGUAAAAGUAGAUUAUAACUUAUAUAAAGAACAACAAACAAGAUUAUUAUAUUUUUGAAGAUAAAAAUUCAUGCAUAUAAUCUGUGUAGUUAAAUUUAAAUGCUUUGUAGGUUAUUUACCCACCUUUCAUGUAGACUUUAGUUUAUAAGUUUCUCUUAAUAAAACUAAAAAACACUCAUUAGUAUAUAAUAAAUAAAUUUUGAAAGACUUAUGUCCCACCGAUUUAGCAUUGGUUAUAAAUAAAUUUUAGUCAAUUUUUGAUUGGCUCAAGAGAGUUUAGGACUAAUUGUGUUAUUUAACAAAGGUUCAGUAAAAAAAUUGUCUCAUAUUUAUCCUUAAAACGCCACAAGUGAUUUGGAAAAAACAUUAAAUAACUAGAGGUAUCAUGAGGCAUGUAUUUUUGUAAGGAUAAAAGUUAAAUUGUAACCCUUAUUCAUAAGAACUAUAUUGUCUUGAUACGCGGCUUUAACUAAACUUACAAAAGACAAAGACUGAUUUAGUUUACAUGCAUAAGGGCAUUAGUUUCUAAUAUUGCAUUUAUAAUAAGAUGAACAAGGGGAUGUUGUUUGCAUUUAAAGAAAUGUGUAAAUGUUUUUCAAAUCUUAAAUAUUUUGCUCUAUUUUUCAUAUAUUAUCAAGAAUUAAUUUUCUGUAGACUGGCAGCAAAUUAAAGUCUUUGGACUUUUAAAAUAGCUGUGUGUGUAACAAAGAGAUUUAAAUAUUUAUUUUAUUGCCGAGUAUUAAAAUAUAUUUAACUUUACUUUAAAAUAUAAGACACAAUGAAAAUGAUGUUGAAUAACAACAUCAUUUUCAAGUUAUGUUAUAUGCUGUUGACAGCACAUAUUAUAUGCUAUUAGUGUACAAACUACAAUUUGUAUGCUGUAAACAAUCCAAUAUUUGAAUUUGUAAUUACACUACUUUUGAUGACAUCCAACUUAUCUGAAUUUUAAGAUUAUAUACUGUAAAAACAUCAGAAAAGUAUUUGUAUCAUCUGCCUAAAUAGUAUAUAGAAAAAUAUUUGUUUAAUUGAUAAGCCCCUUUUAUUUGGUUAAAGGUGAUCAGUUUAUCAAACUAUUUCACUUCUGUACAACUAGAUUAAAAGAAUAAGUUGUAAUUUUUGAAGAGGCCAUAUGCAUAGAUAAAAUGCUAGUUAUAUAUGAAGUGCCUUAUAUAUUAGUUUUAAGUUUAUGCAGUAUUUUAAUAUGUUGAGAGUAAGAGAUUAUAAAUGGGAUUGUUAUUUUUGGAUAUUAAUAUCCGAUCUUAAAGUGCUCAAUUACAUAAUAAAUAAUUUAAUACCUGUUUGUAGUAUUGCAAUCUGAAUGUUGUGACUGUGAACAGUGAUCAUAUUAAAUGUCCUCAUAUAUGCUAAUAUUCACUUUACAAUUUCGAGUUUUUUUACCUCUUGUUUAAGGAAAUUUUGUGGAAUUUUUUUAUAUAAGUACAUUCAGCAUUAGAACACCCAAAAUGUGGUAUAUAUAGUAUUUUUGUAUAUAAUACAUACAUAUUAGAUACAAAGAUACUAACUAAAAUGAGAAAACCAUGAGAAUUGUGACAAGACUAGGCUAGCUUUUUCCAACAGUAUAUUAAGUUAUAUCACCAAACUUCAACAAAGUAUGUUCAGUUGAUUCAAUGUAAUGAAAGUAAAACCCACUUUCACUAGAUAUAGUCACAAUCUCAACUUGAGCUCUGUUAAAUAUGUAAAACUUUGAAUAUAAGUUUGCUCUUGA